UACUGAGUGGUUUAGUGCUUAAAAUGUAUGUCUGUACACAUGUGAUUGUACGCAUCAUGUACAAGUGUUUUUCUCUUUUUCCGUCUUUGCUUUGACGUUUAGCGUACUCCGCAGUAAUUCCCUUAUUCGCGUUGUGGGGGAGCUUUUAAUAGCCCUUCGCACAGUCGCGGUCUGACAGGGUUGUUUCUUUAGCGCUUACACCAAUUUAAAAACACCACACUAACGCCACUAUACACAAUGGCGCCACUGUAGUUUUAAGUUGAGUUUAGUCACUUCACUAUGUUUUAAAUGAGUUGUGUAUAGUGGCUCUGCGAUAUUAAACCAAUAGUGGUUUGUGUCUCCACUACGAUUUUAAACGAGUUGUGUAUAGUGACUUCACUGCGAUUUUAAAUAAGUUGCACCUUUUUUUAACACAACAUCAAACAGGUGCGAUAGAGCGGAUUCAAUAAAAUCGUAUGUAUGUCGUGUCUGCGGCUGUCCACUGCGGCUUCAAGUGGGCUUUGUAGGGCGAGGCCAUUCUGUUUUAAAAAAAAUUGUCUACACUGACACUGAUUGGUGGCGCCAGUGCACUGUGUUUUUAAAGCUUUUGUGUAUCAAAGCGCCAGUGUUCCAAAAGCUGUUUACAGAACUCGUAGAUCUGUCAGAUGUUGUGUGGCAGAACACCUUCAAAAUCGAGCGAAGUUUAACUGUUUGGAUUUUAUUGCCGCGACCGUCAGGGCUCAAAGCAUCGGAAGACACACACAUUGAUUUUGCAGCUGUUGAGGCAAGUGUAUAGUGUGACCAAAAUAUGGAUGCCUUGGACGGUACGACAACGGAACUGCACAAGAGGUUUCUACAGGCGGAGAGCUCAAUAUCCAUUCCUUCGGAUUGCAUCGGCGACAUCGAGGUGAUGGAUGGAAAUGAAUUGAAAGCCUCAUUUUACGAAUAUGCAGAUGCUGUGCCAAAGUAUUUCAACGAUCAAAUAGGGAAAUUGAGCGAAGGGAUAAGUUUCACGGUGACUGGGAAUCUCUUGGUAAACUGCGAGAGGUUUUCCAUAAAUCUUGCUUAUAACAAUGAAUCGCGAGAUGUGGCGCUCCACAUUAAUCCACGACUGCCACAAAACUAUAUUGUUCGCAACACCAAAGUACAGGAUAUUUGGGGAAGCGAGGAAGUGUCCUCGGCAUUGCCGUUUCUUUUAAGUCGAGGCGAGAAGUUUUCCAUUCAAGUGCUAGUUACUGAAGCAUGCUAUAUGAUAUCGGUAAACGGACAACACUUUGCAGCGUACACUCAUCGAAUCCCUUAUGGGGAUGUUCGCAUUCUGGAAGUAAAAGGAGAUGUAAGUAACGUGGAAAUGAAGCGAACUUUGGUCUUAAAAUAUCCUGAACGAUUAGCCCAGUCAGAGGCUAAUAACAUUGAGCUUCACAUAGAUGAUGGGAUUAAUGAAAUUGACGCCAGCGUUGAGGAGACUGUUAAAAUACCUCAUGAGUGGUGCCUUAUUAGCGCCCCGAACACAGAGUCGGACAGUUCACCUAAGCGUAACUGUAGUUCGAAUGAUCUUGGCCUUACUUUGCCUUAUUAUGGAGCAUUGCCACCAAAUUCGUUGGUCGAAGGUCGAUGCUUGAAGAUUGAAGGGAGAGUGCGAUUGCUUCCACACUCGUUUUACAUAAACCUGCAACAGGGGCAGGACAUAUGGCCACAUCCAGUAAUUGCAUUCCACCUAAACCCACGUUUUUCGAAAGCAAGCAGCGGCGCUAUUGGAAAGGCGGUGGUGUGUAGAAAUGCCUGGCUUAAUGGAGCUUGGGCACAAGAAGAGCGUUCGGAGUUUGACACAAACUUUCGCCCUGGGCGGUCUUUUUGUUUAGCCAUUGUUUGUACCAAAACAUCCUUUGAGGUGUAUGUCAAUCGGCAGUUUAUGACUGAUUUUAAAUAUAAGGUUAACCCUGCGGUGGUGGACACCGUCUACAUACAAGGAGAUGUUAAGCUUUGGAAUGUAACGCUUGAAAAAAAUCAGAUGAUUAAAGGCAAAAAUUUGCGAGUCUAUCAGAAUCCAUGGUACGUUAGUGAGUAGUAGCUGUUUUUUUUUUUUUUUUUUUAGUAAUUUAGCGACAAUAAAAAAGUGAUACGCUCGUGUUUCAUUAUAGAAUAUUUUUGUUAAUAAAUAAAAUUUUGAUUAUUCUUACUUGGA
This is a messenger RNA of Drosophila simulans, 2164 nucleotides long. RefSeq names its product galectin-9. The transcript has 3 exons. The record is from RefSeq and is a predicted model, not a curated record. Lineage: Eukaryota; Metazoa; Arthropoda; Insecta; Diptera; Drosophilidae. Gene Ontology annotation, molecular function: carbohydrate binding; galactoside binding. The coding region runs from base 788 to 2047 and encodes 419 amino acids.